This is a messenger RNA of Exophiala bonariae, 564 nucleotides long. RefSeq lists its product as uncharacterized. Lineage: Eukaryota; Fungi; Ascomycota; Eurotiomycetes; Chaetothyriales; Herpotrichiellaceae. Bases 1 to 564 code for a protein of 187 amino acids. Gene Ontology annotation, cellular component: mitochondrion. The record is from RefSeq and is a predicted model, not a curated record. The transcript has 3 exons.
AUGUCGUACGUCUCUAGAGGGGCGAGAGCUGCAGCUCGUCCCCUGAGGCGCUCAGUCCAACGCCAAACACGAAGAUACGACUCCCACCACGCACCUCACGGUCACGAAGAGGCACACCACGGAGAGAGUGCAUUCCAUGUGGCUCACGGACCGGCAAACGAGUCCUUCGGAAGAGGAUUCUACAUUUCUCUAGCUUCAAUCCCCCUCUUCGCCGCAAUUUAUGUCGUUGCGACGAAUCCCAACGACAACUUUGUUUACCGACUAGUUAAGCGCUACGAGAUCGGCCAGGAGGUUGAAGAGAGGAAGAAUCUGAUACAUCAACGGCUCAUGGAGCAAGCUGCGGCCGACAGACAGCUCUUUGCCUCCACCCCCCGCGAUUCAAGCAGCCCUCCUAUCCGGUAUCCCGAGGUCUUCAAUCAUGGUUCCCCAUGGAAUGUUGCUGCUGGACAAGGAGGAGCGGAUCUCAACGCACUGACAAAGUUCUAUCACGAGAAAGCACAAGCUCAAGAAGAAGAACGGUUAUCAAGAUUAAAGGAUGGCAAGGUUGUAAGUGUCUAUGAAUAA